CUCUGUCGUGAUUCGUGACUCGCUAGUGGUCGCAUGUUUUGUAGUGGUUAAUGAGGUUAUGUUUAUAUGUGAGUGUUUUAUAGAGGUACAACUUGUAUUGAAUUCAAUUUAAAUUAUUAAGAUAUUUUGAGGACUUAUUCUUAUCACCUAUUUAUUAUUGGGGAUCAUUAUUCUCUAUUUUUCCUUUUGUGAUGCAAUCUAAUGUGUCUGAUCAAUGUGACAAUUCUACAAAACGUAAGAAAAAACGGUCUCUUAAUCAACAAGUAAAAAAACGAUUCAAGAAAAGUUCAUCAUUUUCUAAAGGAAGAAGAUUUGAACAAGUGGAACAUGAAUAUUUUAUGCGUGUAUUUGAAUUGGAGAGCAUAUUUGAGGGUUCCAAGGAUGAGAAAACUAUCUUUGCCAAUAAUGCUUUGGCCCAAACAGCAAAUCGUGAAGUCGAUUGUGCUUUUAACCAGCUGAUUUCACAUGUUAUUGAGAAAUUGCUACCUCUGGCUACCAAUGAUGUGCUGGAGAGAUACUUUCAAGCCUUUGGUGAAAACCUUCGUCCGAUAUGUGGAGACAACUUUGCCAGCCAUGUGUUGCAGGCUCUAUUGCUCCAAGCUACUCAACGGCUAUUGCAAGGAAACUCAACAGAUAUUGAAGGAGUUCAUGCUGCUCAGUGGAAAGACUGGGUCUUGAAGGUGUCGAGGUUCUUGUUGAACAAUAUUGAAGAGUUCAUGUGGGAGAGAUAUGCCAGUCCUGUCCUGCGAACUGCUGUUUUCUGUUUGGCUGGACUUCCCCACUUGGACAAACACAGUGUAACAAAAGAUAAGGGGAAAAAGGCAAACCAUAAUGUUAUUAGUGUGAAACAAGAGGAAAUCAAUCCUCUGAAAUUUCCUGAAGAAUUUUUGAAUUUAUUAGAAGAAUUCCCUGACCGGAUCAUGAAGUGGCCUAAUUUUAAAGAGUUUGUAGAUGACUCUCUUUCAUCAGGAUUUUUACAAUGUCUGCUGAUUGCUCUAAAACUGAAAAGCAGAAAGAAGUACACAAGCCUUUGUAAUAAGAUCUUAGAUGAAUGUUUUCCUCCGAAUGCACAUGAAUCAAAGAUGUUUUCACCAGUUGCCUUGCCAGUAUUGGAAGUGGUAAUUGAACAGAGUAAGGACAAAAUGUUAAGGAAGAUUUAUGAUUGUCUGCUCUCCAAGCGGUUAGUUGACAUGGCGACAGCAAGAGUGGCCCAAAUUACUCUGCAGAAGUUUAUAAACAAGUGCAACAAUGCUGAAAUGCUAGAGGAGAUUCUGAAUGCUCUAAUUCCAAUGCAAAACCUCCUUCAGUCUGGUAACCAUGGGGUUCUGGUCAGCUUGUGUCAGGCUUGUGAGAGACUAAAGAAAGGUCAAUCAAAGUUCUUUCAGGCUCUAAAGAAAGCACUUUGUGUAGAAGAUGAUUGUGAGCAGCUUGUGCCUGCUAUCAUGGCUAUGACACCACUUCCUCACCAAUCUUCCCUGAGAGACUCCAAACAUGGUUCUCUUAUUAUCCAGUCUAUACUCGGAUUCCAAAAACCCACUAAGGUGGUGAACUCGUUAUUGUCAUAUGAACCUAAACAGUUGGCAGACCUGCUCUCUACAUCAUUUGGUUCAUUCAUCACAAAGGCAUAUUGUAAAUCGGAGUAUGUUGGAGAAAAGAGUCGGCUCAAACUGAUCCAGAAACUGAUGGGGCGUUAUUCGUACAUGGCAAAAUCAAUUUUCGGAUCAAGAAGUUUUGACGACAUCUGGGAGGUUGCAGACUUUAAGAGCCGAACGAUGAUUGUGAAGGACCUGGCAGGAGGAUACUCAGAACUGACCACGACUUCCUGUGGCCGCGGUGUAAUGACAAAAGUGCGACUGGAGGACUACAGGUCUAAAGGAGAAGAGCAUUGGAAACGCACGUGGCAGAAAAUUGAGUCUAAGAGGAAGCUGUUUGCUCCCAUUAUUGGAAACGUGAAAUAAAUUUAUUGUUUUGAAUUUUA
Molecule: messenger RNA, 1978 nt
Organism: Homalodisca vitripennis (glassy-winged sharpshooter)
Lineage: Eukaryota; Metazoa; Arthropoda; Insecta; Hemiptera; Cicadellidae
Product: pumilio homolog 23
Exons: 8
Coding region: 192-1958 (588 amino acids)
Biological process (GO): endonucleolytic cleavage in 5'-ETS of tricistronic rRNA transcript (SSU-rRNA, 5.8S rRNA, LSU-rRNA); endonucleolytic cleavage in ITS1 to separate SSU-rRNA from 5.8S rRNA and LSU-rRNA from tricistronic rRNA transcript (SSU-rRNA, 5.8S rRNA, LSU-rRNA); endonucleolytic cleavage to generate mature 5'-end of SSU-rRNA from (SSU-rRNA, 5.8S rRNA, LSU-rRNA)
Cellular component (GO): 90S preribosome; preribosome, small subunit precursor; nucleolus
Molecular function (GO): RNA binding
Source: RefSeq, a predicted model, not a curated record